This is a messenger RNA of Lactuca sativa (garden lettuce), 2088 nucleotides long. RefSeq lists its product as uncharacterized. The record is from RefSeq and is a predicted model, not a curated record. Lineage: Eukaryota; Viridiplantae; Streptophyta; Magnoliopsida; Asterales; Asteraceae. Gene Ontology annotation, molecular function: beta-glucosidase activity. Gene Ontology annotation, biological process: glucan catabolic process.
GUUCUUUUAGUUUAUUCUAGAAGGCCCCACCAACACCACCCAUAACUUCCUUCCCCCACUUUCCCAUUCCCAGUCAUCACCACUCACCACCAAGUCACCACCAACACGAAGCUUUGGUGAUCGGCUUUGAUAUUGUCUCCGUUUUGCUUUUACAGUACUGUAACAAUGGCAGACAUGAUCAAUGUCGUUUACAAGAACGCAAACGAGCCGAUUGAAGCUAGAGUAAAAGAUCUUCUCUCCCGUAUGACUAUCAAAGAGAAGCUUGGUCAAAUGACUCAGAUCGAACGCAGCGUUGCCACUCCCGCCGCCAUCAGAGAUCUCUGUAUAGGAAGUGUGCUGAGUGGUGGAGGAAGCAAGCCGUUUGACAAUGCGACGUCGGCGGAUUGGGCGGACAUGGUGGACGGACUCCAAAAGGGCGCGAUAGACUCGAGGCUUGGCAUUCCAAUCUUCUAUGGCAGUGAUGCUGUUCAUGGCAAUAACAACGUUUAUGGCACAACUAUUUUCCCUCACAAUGUCGGCCUUGGAGCCACCAGAGAUCCCGAUUUGGUCGAGAGGAUAGGUGCUGCUACUGCUCUCGAAACUAGGGCUAGUGGCGUUCAAUAUGCAUUUGCUCCUUGUAUUGCUGUAUGCAAAGAUCCUAGAUGGGGAAGAUGCUAUGAAAGCUAUGGAGAAGACACCCAAUUAGUUAGAAAGAUGACUUCAUUGGUAACAGGCUUGCAGGGUAAGCCUCCCCAAGACCACCCAUAUGGAUACCCUUAUGUGGCUGGAAGGAACAAUGUUAUGGCAUCUGCAAAACAUUAUGUUGGAGAUGGAGGUACUGACAAAGGGAAAAACGAAGGCAACACCAUCAUCGAUUAUGAAAAUCUGGAGAAAAUCCACAUGUUACCUUAUCAAGAUUGUAUUUCAAAAGGCGUUUGCACUGUUAUGGCUUCCUACUCUAGUUGGAAUGGAACCAAAUUACACUCUCAUCGUUAUCUCCUAACCGAUAUUCUAAAAGAGAAAUUAGGGUUUAAGGGUAUUGUGAUUUCAGAUUGGGAAGCACUUGAUCGGUUUCACAGUCCUCAUGGAUCAAACUACAGAAGUGCUGUUUUAUCUGCAGUUAAUGCUGGAAUUGAUAUGGUGAUGGUUCCAUUCAGAUAUGAAUUGUUUUUGGAGGAUUUAUCAUAUUUGGUAGAAUCAGGGGAGAUAUCCAUGUCAAGAAUUGAUGAUGCUGUUGAACGAAUAUUGAGAGUUAAAUUUGCUGCUAAACUUUUUGAAUAUCCAAUGUCUGACAGAUCCUUGCUUGAUAUUGUUGGCUGCAAGCAACAUAGAGAAUUAGCACGUGAAGCAGUUCGCAAGUCACUUGUUCUUUUGAAAAAUGGGAAAGACCCAAGAAAACCAUUUCUACCAUUAAAUAAAAAUGCAAAAAAGAUUCUUGUUGCUGGAAAACAUGCGGAUGAUCUUGGCUACCAAUGUGGAGGUUGGACUGCUACAUGGGAAGGAACCAGUGGAAGAAUCACAAUCGGAACUACAAUUCUGGAUGCGGUUAAAGAAGCAAUCGGAAACAACAACACCGAAGUUGUAUACGAAGAAAAUCCAACAACUGAAAGCUUAUCCGGACAAGAUUUCUCGUAUGCAAUCGUGGCGGUUGGUGAAGCGCCAUAUGUCGAAUCUGGUGGUGAUAAUUCCGACCUCACAAUUCCGUUUAAUGGGGAGGAAUUACUGAAGCUGGUGGCGUCGGAAUCGGGGAUUCCGACUCUGGCGAUUCUGAUUUCUGGUAGGCCUUUGGUUUUAGAGGCAUCGGUUGUGGAAGCUUUGGAUGGAUUAGUUGCUGGUUGGUUGCCUGGGAGUGAAGGGAAUGGAAUCACGGAUGUUAUUUUUGGAGAUUAUGAAUUCCAUGGAAAGCUUCCUGUUUCGUGGUUUAAAUCAGUUGAUCAAUUGCCGAUGGAUCCUCAACAAAACUCGUAUGAUCCUUUAUUCCCAAUUGGGUAUGGUCUAAAAUGUAAAAAUUAAACAUAAAUGUGUUGUUGUUUGUCAUAAGGUUAUUUCUUCUUCUUGUUUGUGAUGUAACGCUAUCUUCAUGUUAUAAGGCUAUAUGUUUGGAGAUUA